Molecule: messenger RNA, 2272 nt
Organism: Limanda limanda (common dab)
Lineage: Eukaryota; Metazoa; Chordata; Actinopteri; Pleuronectiformes; Pleuronectidae
Gene: btr12
Product: bloodthirsty-related gene family, member 12
Exons: 8
Coding region: 35-1756 (573 amino acids)
Molecular function (GO): zinc ion binding; protein binding
Source: RefSeq, a predicted model, not a curated record
AGCACAGAGCAGGAAGUCAAGCACCACGGCCAACAUGCAGAGCAUCAGCUCCCCGGGGGGCAGCGUCCUGUCCGAGGACCAGUUCAGCUGCUCCAUCUGCCUGGAGGUGUUCGUGGAGCCCGUGUCCACGCCGUGCGGACACAGCUUCUGUAAGGCCUGCCUCACGGGCUACUGGAACCACAGCAAGAAGCUCUCCUGCCCCAUGUGCAAGAAGAGCUACUCCAAGAAGCCCGAGAUGAGCGUCAACAGGGUCCUGGCCGAGAUCUCCUCCCAGUUCCAGGGCCUGAUGAUGGCCGGGGGGGCCACCAUGGACGGGGGGGGGGCGUCCUCCCGGGGGUCCACGCUGAACCUGAGCACAGACUCGGGCAAAGGGGUUUCAUCGGGGGUCGACACUGGGGAGUUCGCCCGGCCGGGGGAUGUUCCCUGUGACUCCUGCAUCGGGAGGAAGCUGAAGGCCAUGAAGUCGUGUGUGAACUGUCCCGGGUCCUUCUGUGAGACGCACCUACGGCAUCACAAGAAGGUGAAGUCUCUGUCGUCUCAUCGUCUGAUCGAACCCACGUUCCACCUGGAGGAGAAGAUCUGCAAGAAACACGAGCGCCUGGUGGACGUGUACUGCCGCACCGACCACGUCUGCAUCUGCACGGCGUGCGCCGAGGCCACGCACAAGUCCCACGACAUCGUCAGCGCCGAGCACGAGUGGAAGAAGAAGAUGAGCAACGUGGGAAAGAGAAGGUCGGAGCUGAAACAUCUGAUCAAGGAGAGAGCCAAGAAACUGGAGGAGAUCAAACAGUCCAUCAAGGUCAUCAAGACCAACGCUCAGAAGGAGCUGGAGGAGAGCUGGCAGGUUUACGCCGAGCUGCAGCGGCUGGUGGAGCAGAGCCAGGCGGAGCUGGUGGAGCUGAUCGCCACGCGGCAGCGCGAGGCCGAGCGCCACGCCCAGGAGCUGGCCCGCGGGCUGGAGAACGAGCUGAGUCAGCUGAGGAGGAGGAGCAGCGAGCUGGAGGCGUACGCACACACCCAGGACAAGGUCAUCUUCCUCCAGAAUAUCGUGACGCUGUCACCCCCGCCCGAGCCCACCGAUUGGUCGGCGGUCAGCAUCAACACGGAUCUCUACCUGGGAACCAUCCGCUCGUCCGUCAGCAGCCUCAUGGACAAGUUCCAGGAGGAGCUGAAGAGACUGUACGCCAAAGAACUCCGGAAGGUGCAGAACUACUCCAGUGAGGUGAUCCUGGACUCGUCCACGGCCCAGAGGAACCUGGUCGUGUCCGAGGACGGUCGCCAGGUGAGGUACGAGGAGCGUAAGACCCCCCACACCGAGGGUCCCAAGCGCUACAGCCCCGCCCUCUUCGUCCUGGGCCGGGAGGGCCUCGGCUCCGGGCGCCACUACUGGGAGGUGGACCUGGGGCGCAAGACGGCCUGGACGCUGGGCGUGGCCCGUGCUACCGCUCGCCGCAAGGGCGAGAUCAAGCUGAGUCCCGAGGGCGGGUACUGGUGCCUGUGGCUGAAGAACGGCGAGGUGAAGGCCCUGGCCGCCUCCCGCCUGCCGCUGACGCUCCAGUUCCAACCCAACAAGGUGGGAAUCUUCCUGGAUUACGACGGCGGCCGGAUCUCGUUCUACGACGUGAAGGCGCGGCUGCAUCUCUACACCUUCUCUGAUUCCUUCAGCGAGAGUCUGUUUCCCAUCUUCAGCCCGUGUCUCGUCCAGGAGGGAAAGAACACUUCUCCUCUCGUGAUCACACCCGUGAAACACACCUGAGACCCGCAGCCACACAGAAGGAAUCCUCUGUGCCUGCAGGGGGCGCUGCUGCUCAGUACAAGUAACACAGUGUUGCUCUAAAGCAGGAUUGUGUUAUCAAUGUGUGUUUUGUCAAUGGAAACCAAACUGUAACAUGUAUUGACUGACGACAUUAUGAAAGAAGUAAAUCUGCGUCAGUAGUUCCAUUCUGCUGUACGAGAUUGUAUAUAAAAAAAUAUUAAUAUAAAGUUGUUAAAUCCAGUGAAGGACGUAGUUAAGUGUGAGUGAUGCUGCACCUCUGGCUCCUCCCUUUGUGUAAACCUGUGUUUAACUGUAACUCUGAGGUUUCAGACACUUUACAGAUGAAAAGUUCAUUGAUGCAAAUGUAACGUCUGCAGUCUUGGGACUAGAUGAGAGGCUUUGUACAUAUGGACUUUAUUUGCAAAGGGCAUAUUCUACAACAUGUUGACCUAUGACUUUUUAAAACACUUUUUAAAACACUAAGCAAUAUAUAUUAUCCUGUAUUUUUAUAUCAAG